UUGCAUUGACAAUCAUGUUUGUUUUUCCACCCCGUGCAUAGCAACGCGAGGAAACGAGGAAGAGGAACAGGAGGAAGGGAGGACUUGUAGUAGAAGUAGGAGGAGUCUGUUUGUUGACAUCAGAAGAAAACGAAAAUCAGAUGAGCGAAGACUGGUGGUAAUAACUCCGUUUCUCGCCUUUAGCCAGACGGAAAGCCUUGGCGAAAGCUAAGCGCUAGCCGCACUGCUACGUUCGCUAACACUGCAAGGAAAGUCAUCGUUAGCCCAAAGCUAACGUAACCCGAAAUACACAAGUGAUGUACACUACCGGCUACUGGAAGCCCAAUUCAGAAUAACAACUACCUGUCCCCUGCACUGCCAAGUCUUGGAUCUGAGCCAGACAAAAAGAGGCUAAUAUGGCAGCCAAAGCAGGAGACAACCCCGACAGCCUCAUGACUCUGGCAACGGUAUUCUGCCUGAGGAACCUGAGAAAGACGAUGUGCUAUCAGGGUUCGAGGGACAAGCUCUGCUUGCGCUCAGACAUCUUUCUUCCCAGUGAAAUCUGUGACAAAUUGGUCAACGUGUACAUGGAGUUGGUGCAUACAGAGAGUAACUUUGAACCGGAAGAGAACUUUUUCCAACUAUUCUCAGAACCUCGGAGCACCAGACUCACCAGGGUGCAGCUGAAAGAAGACUUUGUCCGUGACAGAGACUUGGAGUCUAUAAAGAAACAGGACCUGAUUGAGCUUCACCUCAUGUACUGCAACAGUCUGUCAUCCCGCAGCUUGAAAACACUGACCUGCUUCCGCGAGACGCUGGUCUCUCUUUGUCUCUUUGGCUGCAGCAACAUCUUCUAUAGGAAGGGUGGCGCCCCACUCGCCUGCAAUGAAGACACGGAGGAUGACGAGGAAGAAAGCCCCGUGUCGAGGCAGGCGUUAAAGACGGACUUUAACUUUCAGGGUUUCAACCGCCUGCGGUUGCUCAACCUGGGUGGCUUACCAGAUGAGAUGCAUGCCGAGACGCUGCUCAAACCCUUGAAGUCGCUCACCUCACUCGAUCUGUCUAACGUACAGUUAUUAGGAACAGCUUUUCUCGCUCAGUGGAAAGACAGACUGGCAUCUCUUGUUCUCUACAACGUGGACCUUUCAGAAGAGUUGGUCAAUACGGUGGUGGAACUUGUCAAUCUCAGGCAUCUUGACAUCUCACGUGAGUGUCGGAGGACCUCCAAGUUUAAGAUGACCAGGAAAAUCUUGACUGCUAUUGUUCAGCGACUGGUCAAUCUGGUCUCACUGGACAUCUCGGGUCACAUCAUGCUUGACAACUGCACAGUUCCACACUUAGAAGAAGCUAUGGGUCGGCCGAGUAACGAGCCUUGCAAGAGCAGCAUCUACCCUUUCCAAGAGCUGAAGAGGCCUCUGCAGUUUUUGGGUUUAUACGACACCACCCUUUGUAAUGUGACGCAUAUCCCUGCUUAUAAGGUGACUGGAUCAAAGAACGAAGACCAGGUCCUGAAUGCUAUUGAAGCUUACACCGAGUUUCGCCCUGAAUUGGCCCACAGAGCCAUCAAUCAACUGUUUGACAUCGCCAGGAUACAACAUUGCAUCCAGCUACUCCGAGCGCUGCGGCUCGUUAUAGCAGCACUGAAGUGCCAUAAAUACGACAAGAGCAUUCAGGUGACAGGUAGCGCUGCACUCUUUUACCUGACAAACACCGAAUACCGCAGCGACCAAAGUGUCCGUCUUCGCCAAGAGGUCAUUCGAGUGGUUUUAAAUGGAAUGGAGCAAUACCAGGAAGUCACCGUUCAAAGGAACUGCUGCUUGACUCUGUGCAACUUCAGCAUACCUGAGGAGCUGGAGUUUCAGUAUAGUCGGGUCAACCAGCUGCUGCUCAAAAUCUUGGAGCCGGCAAGGCAGGACGAAUCCAUCCAGAGAAUCGCUGUGCACCUCUGCAAUGCUUUAGUCUGCCAGGUCGACAACCACCAUAAGGAAGCUGUGGGAAAAAUGGGAUUUGUUAAGACAAUGUUGAACUUGAUACAGAAGAAGUUGCAGGAUCGAUUGUGUGACCAGGUGAUGGAGUUUUCUUGGAGUGCUCUGUGGAAUAUUACCGAUGAGACACCAGACAAUUGUCAGAUGUUCCUCAAUUGUCAUGGGAUGAGUCUCUUUCUGGACUGUCUGAAAGGGUUUCCAGAUAAGCAGGAGCUGCAUCGCAACAUGUUGGGGCUUCUGGGUAACGUAGCCGAGGUCAAAGCGCUCCGACCAAAGCUGGUGACACCGCAGUUCAUCUCCGUUUUCAGCAAUCUACUAGACAGUAAGGCCGAUGGGAUCGAGGUGUCAUACAAUGCAUGCGGCGUGCUUUCCCACAUCAUGUUCGAUGGACCAGAACUUUGGUCGAUGGAAGAGCCGCUAAGAGACACGGUGAUGGACAAAAUGUGGGAUGCGAUUCAGAGCUGGGAUGUCAGCUCACGUCGCAACAUCAACUACAGGUCUUUCGAGCCCAUUCUGCGACUUCUGCCUCAAAGCAUUGCUCCAGUUAGUCAACACUGGGCCACGUGGGCUCUUUACAACCUCGUGUCAGUUUACCCGAGCAAGUACUGUCCCCUGCUCAUAAAAGAAGGAGGAAUCGGCCUUUUGGAGAGAGUUUUGGAGUUGGAAAGUUCCCAGCCUGAGACGAAGGAUAUGGCCCAGAAAGUAAUGGAGCAGUGCGAGAGCUUUAAGGAAGACCCCAUGGAAACAAAUCAUGCCCAGGAGGUAAACUACGGACAAAGAGGUUGACGCCGCUGAGCCCCUGUAUUCGGCAAACAUCGAGCAGAACAACCGAAAGCUCCUCGUCAUUACCACAAGGGUCAAUGUGUGCAUUUUCUUAUUGUGAUUAGUUUUCAUUUUGUUGGCAGAACUGUCUCUCUGACCCUUUUCACAGCAGUUUGGGCACCGGCUUCACAUAUGACGUCUAGGGGUUAAGGCACGGUGCAUGGUGUUUUUACCUUCGCUGCUCACAAGCCUCUCAUCUGAUGGGAUGGGGGUGGGGGGGGGGGGGGGGGGGUCGUGUGGAUGGCUGAUUGUUAUCGCCCAAUGUGUGUUUUGUGAAAUAUUUCAUGAUAGAAUAUAGCAGCUGGGUUGAUGCUUGAUUCUCGGCGGAAGGAAACACAACACACAUCAAUAACCAGGUAGCAUUGACCACGGCGGAGGCUAAAGGUCACGUGGUGUCGUGCGACACCCGCAUAAGGUGGCCAACCUCUCCCAGUUAGCUCGCUGAGCUGCGGUCACAUGAAGCUGAGCCAAGAGGCACGUAGGCUGAUGUUGGCUUGAGGGAAGACUCUGCAGAUAGACUUUUUGUUAUAUAUGUAAAUAUUGUUUGUCCCUUUUACCGUGUGUACGUUUUAUAAUAUAAUUGUAAACAGCCACAACUGUACCCUCUAUUUAAAAUUAUUUAGAUUGGGCCGGCAUAUGCUUCUGUGCAUACUCAAUCACUCAAACUACGGUUUAACGAUCCCCGGUCGCUAAAGGAUCGUUUGGAUGUAGUUGCGGCCUUUAAAAAUGGAAUGCUGUCCUUGCUUGCCGUCGGUGCAAUUGCAUUGAUUUCCUUCAAAUUUACAUGACACAUUUGUUGCCUUUUAUGUCUGCGUUCACAAAUCACAACCAAUGACAAUUAUUUCGGACGGGUGGCACGUUUAAGGAAAUGAUGAUUCACACUUCUACUGGUAAAUCAGAUUGCCGCACUAUUGCUUCAUUUUCAUAAAAAACGUGGAAAAUCAUUUUGAAUGAACACAUUUUUUGGAGCAAGCUUCCCCCCCCCCAAUAAUUUUAUUCUUUAGAAUGUGAAGGUGUCAAAUAAAGGUUAUCUUGCAAGUAGUUGACAUGUGUUGCUCUCACUUGCGGGUGCAGGAGUCCACAUACCUGACUUGUGUGUUGCAUUCACUUCCCGCUCAAGUGUGAGAGUGAGUGGUUAUCUGGCGACCAGUCGAGGGUGUGGGAAACCGGGUUAUGCUUUAGCUCACCCGUGACCCUGAAGAGCACAAGUGGUCAAGUUGUCACACAAGGAUUACAAAUGUUGCUGUGAAAAUAAUAGCACCCGUUGUCGAGGUUCAGAUUAGAAAGCUUUGCAAUUACGCCAUUCAGUUCCGUUUGUCAUUUUGGUGUUGGUGAGGAGCCAAAGUGAACAUAAUCCCUGAAUUGUAAUUUAUUUCUAUGUUAGUUGGGGGUUUUUUUGUGUGUGUGUGUGGGGUGGGGGUGGGGGGUAAGUUACUGAAAAGAUAAGAUUUCCGACCCGCACGAUGGAAUGUUUUGUUGAUAGAAUUUUCAAAGUCUCUCAAAUACAUCAAUCGGUUUUCUGUAGCGCUUAAGGUCAUCAGGGCCACAAGUGAGCUGGAGUUUAACCCGUUGGACUCGGGCCGCGAGGCGGAGCACAACCUGAAAUGGUCGUGCCCUUCUACAUGCAGAUGGAAAAGAAAGACACAUGAUUACACCGUUUAAAAAAAAAGUGUGAACUCAAAAUUUGAAGGCAACUGAUUUUAAAUUAGGCAAUUCAACAAAACAUUUUAAGUUUUGUCAAUGUGAAAAUUGCCCUUCCCGCAUUUUCAACAAAGAAUCACGAGUUGACAGAACUAAUUGCCUUUUCAUUUGCCCUCCUCCCCCUUUUUUCCCCAUGACUGUCAAUAAUUUAUAUUUUAAAGUUGUAGCCUUAAAAAAAGUUCAAGUUGUCAUAUCAGUCAAGGAUCCACGCUGGCUUUACUAACUACUCUUCUCGUGUACAGUUUUUAUUUUUGCGGUGACUCAAGGCAGUCUCAAAUCUCUAGUCGUCAGCGAUCUGAGAAAUAAAUGCACUUCUUGACUUCAAUUUUAUAUUUCUGUGUGUAGGAUUCAUCACCAUUGCAAAUAUGUUCAUUAAGGUGGAGUUUUCAGCGACGAGGAUCACGAUGGCUCAGUUUUCCUAAGCUUUAAUCGAGUUGAAAAUGUGUCGCGGCGCUGUUGCUACUGUUGAGACGCCGUCUUUCCUGUUCACACAUUUGUACUGAAAGUAGAGAAAAUCACUUGGGACUCUCAAACCAUUUGUCGGUUUCACCAAUCGUCAUAAAAAGCCUGCAACUGGUUUCUUCUGUAACGGCAAGUGUAAUCCAGAUUUGAGUGAACAUCAUCCACACGCUGUGGAUUUUUUGGGUUCCUGAUCUAAAUUGUACCAGGCCAUUAGUGUAAAGGUGAACAAGCAAUAAAGAUGGAGUGGUAAACAAA
This is a messenger RNA of Hippocampus zosterae (dwarf seahorse), 5204 nucleotides long. RefSeq names its product zyg-11 related, cell cycle regulator (gene zer1). The transcript has 17 exons. Gene Ontology annotation, cellular component: Cul2-RING ubiquitin ligase complex. Gene Ontology annotation, molecular function: protein binding. The record is from RefSeq and is a predicted model, not a curated record. The coding region runs from base 396 to 2750 and encodes 784 amino acids. Lineage: Eukaryota; Metazoa; Chordata; Actinopteri; Syngnathiformes; Syngnathidae.